AGUAGGCGCUAUUGGAUGCCUGGAGACGGGUUGCUGGGGUCGGGUUGUGCGGAAUACUAACUUUACACUCCGGGCUUAAUGCUAUAAGCCGGGGGCGCCGGGGAGUGGGAAGUUCUCGCCCCUGAACCCCCAAGACAGAACGCGACAGCCAGGGAGCAGCGCUGGGGGCCGGGCGCGGGCGGAGCCGGCUUUUCUGUCGGAGGACGUAGGCCCUCACGCAGCGCCUUUAAGGCUCCCAUCCGAGCCGGCCCCGGAGCUGAGAGCGGCGCGGGCGCGGGCGUUGCUGCUGGACCUGAGCAGGGGCCCGGGGCCGAGGACAGGCGUUUAGAUAGUGCGGCUGGUCCCAGGCGGCUGAGGUCAGGUGAGAGUCUCAUUUUCAGCUUCUGCCAGAGCCAGUAGCAGUUGGGAAAGAAGGCUGUGCUCUUCAAAGACCCCUGCAGGUGUCAGCCAGCCCUAAAGAGCAGGAUGGAUCUUGAUGUGGUUAACAUGUUUGUGAUCGCGGGUGGGACGCUGGCCAUCCCGAUCCUGGCGUUUGUAGCCUCAUUUCUCCUGUGGCCUUCGGCACUGAUAAGAAUCUAUUACUGGUACUGGCGGAGGGCACUGGGCAUGCAGGUGCGCUAUGUGCGCCACGAAGACUAUCAGUUCUGUUACUCCUUCCGCGGCAGGCCUGGGAACAAGCCUUCCAUCCUCAUGCUCCACGGAUUCUCUGCCCAUAAGGACAUGUGGCUCAGCGUGGUCAAGUUCCUUCCAAAGAACCUGCACUUGGUCUGCGUGGACAUGCCAGGACAUGAGGGCACCACCCGCUCCUCCCUGGAUGAUCUGUCCAUAGAUGGGCAAGUCAAGAGGAUACACCAGUUUGUAGAAUGCCUCAAGCUGAACAAAAAACCCUUCCACCUGAUAGGCACCUCCAUGGGCGGCCACGUGGCUGGGGUGUAUGCUGCUUACUACCCAUCAGAUGUCUGCAGCCUGUCUCUUGUGUGCCCUGCUGGUCUGCGGUACUCAACUGAUAAUCCAUUUGUACAGCGGCUCAAAGAACUGCAGGAGUCGGCCGCCGUGGAGAAGAUUCCCUUGAUCCCGUCCACUCCAGAAGAGAUGAGUGAAAUGCUCCACCUCUGCUCCUAUGUGCGCUUCCGGGUGCCCCAGCAGAUCCUGCAAGGCCUUGUCGACGUCCGCAUCCCUCAUAACAAUUUCUACCGAAAACUGUUUUUGGAGAUCGUCAGUGAGAAGUCGAGAUACUCCCUCCAUCAGAACAUGGACAAGAUUAAGGUCCCGACGCAGAUCAUCUGGGGGAAACAAGAUCAGGUGCUCGACGUGUCUGGGGCGGACAUGUUGGCCAAGUCAAUUACCAACUGCCAGGUGGAGCUCCUGGAAAACUGCGGGCACUCGGUGGUGAUGGAGAGACCCAGGAAGACAGCCAAGCUCAUUGUCGACUUCUUAGCUUCUGUGCACAACACAGACAACGACAAGAAGCUGGACUGAGGCCCCAGUGGCAGCCUGCACUCCGCACCCAGCAUCCACUUCCAUCUCCAGAAUCUGACGCAGCCACCACUUCUCAGGGAUCCUGCCCCAAAUGCGGUGGGAGCGCCAGCGUCCCUGAGGAAGCCAAGUCCUCCUCCAGCCCCAAUCUCUACAGAUCCGCAGAGCUUCGGGGGCCAUGAGGAAAACUCCAAGAUGUUUUUCACAAAAUGCACAUUCACAUGGAACGAAAUAAGAAAACCCAUCCAUGAAAUCUACCCAGAAGUCUUCAAGUUCAUGUCACAAAGCGCCCACAUUGGACCAUAACCACCGAGGACAUUUUCUUUAAGAUGUUCCUCACAGACUGAGGCUCGAGGUAUUUCUGUUGCUUCUGACACUCUCCCGUGCAUGCUCAGUGGCUGUUUUAGGAGCGUUAGUCCCCAUUCACCAAGCCCCUCUUGUUUAUGUCUAAUUUAAGUUUUACGUAGAGUCCCAUAUGUGAAUGCAGCCCGUCAACUGCAAGACCACGGAGGAACACGGCAGGCUGUAGAAAGUAUUUACACAGAAGGGGGUGUUCUGCCUUGCCAGCUCUCAGAGCAGCAGAGAACACAGGUGGGUGAUUUGACCAGCACCCCUGUGUCAGGUAUGUCUUGAGUGAACCCGGGACAGCUGCAGUACAAAGAACACCUGGCAGGGUGGGUUCCCUGGGAAUAAUUUAUUAUUUUUAAAAAAGAACUAAUAAAGCAAUAAUGUUCUAGACAUCUAUCUAAAUAAUCAGACUCGGGUUCCGCUCCCAAGCACCUCUUUUCUAUCUUGCUGUGCUGUUAAAAACCCUUGGAUGUAAAAUACUAGUUUGUUAAUGAAUUCUGUGAAUUCUGUGAACAGUAAUGUGAUUGAAAAUAAAUCUAAACUGCUGUAAAAGUGACUGCAAUGACAUAAAAUAAAUUUAAUAAGUCUAGAUCAGCAACAUACAA
Molecule: messenger RNA, 2429 nt
Organism: Mesoplodon densirostris (Blainville's beaked whale)
Lineage: Eukaryota; Metazoa; Chordata; Mammalia; Artiodactyla; Ziphiidae
Gene: ABHD6
Product: abhydrolase domain containing 6, acylglycerol lipase
Exons: 10
Coding region: 466-1479 (337 amino acids)
Molecular function (GO): catalytic activity
Source: RefSeq, a predicted model, not a curated record